Aplosporella prunicola CBS 121167 is the source of this 2259-nucleotide messenger RNA. RefSeq names its product glycoside hydrolase family 1 protein. The coding region runs from base 111 to 2123 and encodes 670 amino acids. Lineage: Eukaryota; Fungi; Ascomycota; Dothideomycetes; Botryosphaeriales; Aplosporellaceae. The record is from RefSeq and is a predicted model, not a curated record. The transcript has 4 exons. Gene Ontology annotation, molecular function: beta-glucosidase activity. Gene Ontology annotation, biological process: carbohydrate metabolic process.
ACACUGCGCUCGACCUUGGCGCCAAGGCCCGCCCGCGUGGACGCGAGGGAGUUCCGUCGCUCUCCUCAUCGGCCAGCGCGGUUGGCGGAUGGCGGACUGCCCCGGUUUGCAUGUGCUUCCUGCUGCUCGCGGCCACCCACGUCAUCGCAGCUCAACUCUAUCGAACCUCCGCUCGUUCUGCUCCGUCUCUGCUCCGUACGUGCAGAUGCCUCCGCCCAACCCCACAUCGACUCCCCCGCAUCUUGCCCCAGCUUUACACUUGCCGAGCGUGGGGCCAGCCGCCGGUAUCGCUCAAGAGCACUGUCGCGCUCGCGCAACAAGUCUACAUACCCGCUCAAGGGCCCGUGUCCAGGCCUCAGUGUAAUGCGGAGAGCAGCUAUGCACACGCCACUCCUACCUAUACCUUCGGAGAAUUUUCCUUCACCCAGACAGAGACUGUGCGGACCGCUACCCCUCUCCCGUCUCCGACAACUACUGCCACCUACGCGCUUCCUUAUGAGUCGCUGAGCCAUCUUGUUUCCUCUAUGACCACGACAACAUGGGGCAACUGGGACCCCAAUGCCACUGUAAAGGCCACCGACACCGCUGAUCCUUAUGGGAAUGCUGCCUGGUCUGCCAUCUGGGAGCGAGCGAACCUCCCAAACUUCACCUACAGAGGUCUCUACAGUUCCACGGUCUCCCCGACGCCUGUUCCCACUAGCGAGCUGGUUUAUCCACCUCCAGACUACUUUGGCCCUCAAGACUGCUACUAUUUCCCUGAAGACUUCAUGUUCGGCGUGGCAGGCUCGGCCUCUCAGAUCGAAGGAGCCAUCGCGGACGAAGGGCGGACUCCAGUCUUGAUGGAAACCUUCAGCUCGGGUGCACGCGACUAUGUCGCAAACGAGAACUAUUACCUGUACAAGCAAGACAUUGAGCGUCUGGCUUCCAUAGGUGUCAAGUACUACUCGUUUUCCAUACCGUGGACACGCAUCAUGCCCUUUGUUUUUGAGGGGACGCCGAUCAACAAACACGGCAUUGACCACUACGACGAUCUGAUCAACUUUGUCCUGGAAAAAGGCAUGGUGCCAACAGUCACUCUUCUCCACUUUGACACUCCCCUUCAAUUUUACGGAAACAUGAGUGAAGCGGGCGGUAAAGGUUUGAUCGGCAACACCGACGGGGCCUACGGAAAUGAGACCUUUGAGGACGCGUUCGUCAACUAUGGCAAGAUCGUCAUGACGCAUUACGCCGACAGGGUACCCGUGUGGUUCACGUUCAACGAGCCCAUCCUGUACUCCAGCAACGGCAAGAGCAUCAACGGAGUCGUCAAGGCUCACGCCCGGCUGUAUCAUUUUUAUCACGACGUUAUCAACGGCACCGGCAAGGUAGGUUUGAAGUUCAACGACAACUUUGGCGUGCCGCAAGACCCGCAAGAUGCUUCACAUGUGGAGGCGGCGAAUCAUUUCAACUCGUUCCAGAUAGGCACGUUUGCCAACCCGAUCAAUCUGGGCAUCGAUUACCCUGAGUCCUUCAAGCAGACGAUCCCGGACUACGUACCAUUGACCGCGGAGGAUCUGGCCUACAUCAACGGAACAGCUGACUUCGUAGGCCUCGACCCAUACACCGCGACAGUCAUCACGCCUCCCCCCAACGGCAUCGCCGCCUGCGCAGCCAACACCUCAGAUCCGCUCUUCCCGUACUGCGUGCAGCAGCUCACAAACACGACGACCGGCUGGGCGAUUGGCUACCGCAGCCAGUCGUACGCGUACAUCACGCCGACGUACCUGCGCACCUACCUGAACUGGGUGUGGAACACGUUCCGCUCGCCAGUGCUGAUCACCGAGUUCGGGUUCCCGGUCUUCGACGAGGCGCAGCGCGAGCUGCCGGACCAGCUGUUCGACUCGCCGCGCAGCGCGUACUACCAGAGCUUUAUGAGCGAGGUGCUGAAGAGCAUUUGGGAGGAUGGCGUGCAUGUGCUUGGGGCGUUUGCUUGGUCUUUUGCCGAUAACUGGGAGUUCGGCGACUAUGACUCGCAUUUUGGCAUCCAGACGGUGAAUCGCACGACGCAGCAGCGCCGGUACAAGAAGAGCUUUUUUGACUUGGUGGAUUUUGUGCAGGCGCGGACGGCCCCGGGUCGGGGGUGAGUGGGGCUGUGGGAAGCGGUUGUUGUGGCGGGCGUCUUUGUUGGAGGAGAUGAAAUGGAAAGGGAGUUUAUGUAGCGUAACCCCGCUAUAAAUGUAAUUCAUGAUUAAUGUCAUUGCCUUUUUUUUUUUCCUUUUU